Molecule: messenger RNA, 1908 nt
Organism: Aspergillus tanneri
Lineage: Eukaryota; Fungi; Ascomycota; Eurotiomycetes; Eurotiales; Aspergillaceae
Product: GMC family oxidoreductase
Exons: 3
Coding region: 1-1908 (635 amino acids)
Biological process (GO): secondary metabolite biosynthetic process
Molecular function (GO): oxidoreductase activity, acting on CH-OH group of donors; flavin adenine dinucleotide binding
Source: RefSeq, a predicted model, not a curated record
AUGCGACUAAUUCCAAACAUCCUCAGCGCUAUCGGAGUCUUUUCGACCGUCACGACUGCUGUUCCCGUGCAGUCAAGCAGCGAUGGCGGAAGAGUUUCCCUUCACGCUCGGCGUGUGUUGGGUUCCUCCUUUGGAGUCCCGGGAAAUCAGACUUUUGACUACGUCGUCAUCGGCGGUGGAACAGCCGGGCUGACCAUCGCAACAAGAUUGGCAGAACAAGGCGCAGGCACCGUAGCGGUAAUUGAAGCCGGCAGUUUUUAUGAGCUUGACAAUGGCAACCUCAGCCAGAUCCCGGCAAACGAUGCCUACUACGUGGGAAAGGAUAUUGACGAUUGGCAGCCAGGGAUUGACUGGGGAUUCCGCACGAUCCCGCAAGCGGGCGCCCAUGGACAGGUCAGCCAUUAUGCCCGGGGAAAGUGUCUUGGAGGCAGUUCGGCCAGGAACUACAUGGCGUAUCAACGAGGCACUAAAUCCGCGUACAACAUGUGGGCCAACACGGUUGGGGAUGCGAGCUAUACUUGGGAGAACUUUCUUCCUUACUUCGAGAAAAGCCUGCAUUUCACGCCGGCCGAUGAUACACUGCGUGGGGCCAAUGCCAGUGUGGAAUAUGACGCGACAGUGCUCGGUAAUCGACAGGGACCACUGUCGGUGACCUAUCCUCACUACGCACAGAGCUUCGCCACGUGGGCCCGCAAAGCGUUCCAAGAAAUGGGAUUGAAAAUCCGCAAAGGGUUUCAGAGCGGAGAGCUCCUAGGCCAGUCCUUCGGGUUGUACACCAUCAACGCAACGACCAUGCAUCGCGAGUCUUCCGAGACCUCCUUUUUGCGACUCGGGCUCACGUACCCCAAUUUCCUGGUCUUCCAGUCGACGCUGGCGAGACGGAUUCUCUUUGACGACAGGAAGCGGGCGGUUGGUGUGAAGGUGGACACGCAGGGAUAUCAAUUCACUCUUUCUGCACGAAAGGAGGUCAUUCUUUCUGCCGGGGCCUUCCAAUCGCCCCAACUGCUCAUGGUGUCGGGAAUUGGCCCCUCUGCGAUUCUGAAUGAACAUGGCAUUCCGGUCAUCGCAGACCGGCCUGGAGUGGGUCAGAACAUGCAGGAUCAUAUCAUCUAUGCACCUUCGUACCGGGUCAGCCUCGUCACGCAAUCCGCCCUGCUCGAUCCGGCCUUUGAGGCCCAGGCCAACAAAGACUACAACGAGAGGGCCGCGGGCAUCUACACCAAUCCCACCUCGGAUCUCCUUGCAUGGGAGAAGGUCCCCGAACCGAUGCGAUCAGACUGGUUGUCCGACGAAACCCUACAGGUUCUCGCGGAGUAUCCGACGGACUGGCCUGAAGUCGAGUUCCUGACCAUGGGUGCCUACUUUGGGUAUCAGAAGAACUACAUCCGGGACAACCCGAGAGACGGAUACAACUAUGCUUCGCUGGCGGUCUCGCUCUGCACUCCUCGAUCGCGGGGAAAUGUUAGCAUCUCCUCUGCCGACGCUGCAGAACCUCCUUUGAUUAAUCCCAACUGGCUUACGGACCCCGUGGAUGUGGAGCUCGCCGUCGCGGCGUUUAAGCGGACGCGCAACUUCUUCAAUACCAGUGCGAUUCAACCGGUCCUCCUCGGGCCGGAGUAUUUCCCUGGACCUCAAGUCGCAACCGACGCGGAAAUCGAGGACCAUGUGCGCAAGAGCUUUGAUACCAUCUUCCACGCCUCUUGUACGUGCGCCAUGGGGAAGCCGGAUGACGAAUACGCUGUGGUGGACUCCAAGGCUCGUGUUAUUGGCGUUGAAGCCCUGCGGGUGGUGGAUGCAUCUGCCUUCCCGUUCCUUCCUCCUGGUCAUCCUCAGUCUACCAUCUAUGCGCUGGCGGAGAAGAUUGCAUGUGACAUUUCGGGUGCUUGUUCAGUUACAAUGUCUCUGUGA